AUGGCGAUAUUGAUAUUUUUGAUUCUAUCCUCUGCUCUUUGUUUGGAAAAUACAGAACUAUCAAUACACAGUCUAUCGCCAAAUAUUAUAUUUGAUGAAAAAAGUGAUAAAAGAGCUCAACUGUACUAUAUUGAAAACAACAUUACAUUUGCAAACCCAAACAUAAUAGCUCCAGUCAUUUCCUAUUCAUCUAAUUCACACUCUCCUCGAGUUCUUGAUAUCUCGAGCGAAGGACAAUUGUCUUUUUUAAACUCGCGCAAGCCUCUCAGUAAUCUUCCGAAAACUGUUCAAGAAAUCGUUUCCAGGUCUCCUCUUGAAAUUCCACAACUGCCAAACACGAUAUUGAUGGGCUCUAAAAACACCAAGCUCUACCACAUCGAUAGUGACUUCACAUUGACUCCUCUUCCCAGCAUAGGCGUUGACACCAAAAAUCUUUUGCACUUAAUUAGCGGCGUUGAGUACUCAAUUACAGGAAUCAGCUCGUUUUCAGGGGAAAAGCUUUGGGUUCUCAAUUAUACCUAUUAUACAGUUAUGAAGACGAAAGAUACUCUGAAAAUGCCUGAUGGUUUUGAGGACGAUGAAUUCAGCAAUGCGAAUAACUGGAGAGAAGAGAUGAUGAAGGACCCUUAUUUCCUUGAAAUGUUUGACGAUUCGAGCUACUUCAGAGACAGCAUGCAUUAUUAUGACGAAGUGAUGUCCAUUUUUGAGCUACAAGAUUCGAAUUUGUUUGCUUCCUUUACAGAAUGGUGUAUUCAGAAUUUCUACAUUUCGUUUGCAAUAUUUGUAGCGGUUUGUGCAGGGUUUUGUUUAGGGAAAAUUCAAAACUAUAGAGGAAAUGUUGCGUAUGAAAGACCUCCAAUACUGAACAUUGAAAGCUUAAGUCCAAGGUUGAAAAGUGGAAACAGUGAGCUAGAAACUGCUGAUACAGAUAGAAACAAUCAAGACAAAGCUGAAACUCUACCUCUUGCCUCGCAAUCGCCAUCUCUAUCAAAUUCUCAUGAUACAACAGAUAAGCUUGUGGAGUUCCAGCUUGACGAAAGUAUGGAUUUUGGGAAGGGAUGCGAGAUUAUGCCUUAUACUUCUUGCUCAAAUGUAGACUUGUGCAAUAAAAACCUUGAAAAAGAACUUUUCCAAGAAAAAUUCCAUAUUCCAGUUCUCGAGCAAUAUGAAGAAAGUACGACAGUUAAUGCUGAAAUCAUUUUGGAAAAAAGCGAAAAUUCAUACAGAAAAAUCGAAAAGCACACUUUGACCAAAACUUAUAGAGUUGAGAACAGUCAAGAAACAGACAAAAUGCUGACCACUAAGCCACCUUUCCAUAUGAGAAUUGACGCUGAAAAAGUCAAUGAUAACACUACUGCAACUGUUUCUGUUUACCCUGAAGGCGAAUUCAGAGAGCUCAUGGAAAUUCUGGACAAUGGAAAUUAUGCAAGAAGAUUCCAAUAUGAAAGAAUCCUCGGGACUGGAGGGUUUAGCUCUGUCCACCUUGCCAGACAUAAGCUAGAUGCUCAGCUCUAUGCCAUUAAAAUCGUCAAAAUGAAGAUUGAAGAAAACAAAAGCAUCAAGAACCACAAGCUAUUCACCGAAGUGAACGCGCUGAAGAAACUUCAAAGCAAGUAUGUGGUAAGGUACAUAACCUGCUGGGCAGAACUAGAAAUCAAUGACCCCACCUUGUCAAUUAAAAGUGAAGAAAGCUCGUUCUCUUACAUUGAAAGCUUGGAAUCGUCAGACCUUUCGAUAUCCUAUGAAAAUAAGAAAUAUGUAAACGUGUUGCUGCAUAUGCAAAUGGAAUAUUGUGAUGGAAUGACACUGAGAAACUGGCUUGAAGACGACGAAAGAACAAUUGACAGGAAGCAAACUUAUCGAUUUUUCACUCAAAUCUUAAAAGGAGUAAAGCAUGUCCAUGAAAAAGGAAUUCUGCAUAGAGACUUGAAGCCUGAAAACAUUUUUAUUGAUGGAAAUGAGCUGAAAAUUGGGGAUUUUAAUUUAGCAAGGGUUUUAGAGCCAGAAAUUUAUAAUGAAAACAACGGAAAUGAUCAAAAGCUUCAAAGACUUUCGGUGAACAUUGGGUCCCCAUACUACCUCGCACCAGAACAAGAGACAACUUCUAAUUAUAACCAUAAAGCAGAUAUUUUCCCUCUUGGUCUCAUCUUAUUAGAAAUGAAUACCAAGCUUUCCACAAGGCAUGAGCAAAUCAAGAUUUUUAAGAGAAUUCGAGAGCACCAUCAACUUCCACAGGAUUUUGUUGAUGCUUUUCCCAUUGAAAGCCAAAUCAUUCUGCAGAUGACAUCUCCUCACCCUGAAGAGAGGCCAAAUGCAGAAGAACUGCUAAACAGCGAAUUAAUGGCAAGAUGGAAAGAUGAGGUUUCGGCAUAA
This is a messenger RNA of Blepharisma stoltei, 2373 nucleotides long. Lineage: Eukaryota; Ciliophora; Heterotrichea; Heterotrichida; Blepharismidae. The record is from the annotation of a GenBank genome assembly.